Chelonia mydas (Green sea turtle) is the source of this 4850-nucleotide messenger RNA. It is a transcript of the gene FAM193B, whose product is annotated as family with sequence similarity 193 member B. The transcript is spliced from 10 exons. Gene Ontology annotation, cellular component: cytoplasm; nucleus. NCBI's taxonomy places the organism in Eukaryota, Metazoa, Chordata, Testudines, Cheloniidae. The record is from RefSeq and is a predicted model, not a curated record. The coding region runs from base 114 to 2939 and encodes 941 amino acids.
GCGAUGGCGGCGGCGGCUUCCCCGCGCCGGGCCGCCCCCGGGCAGGGGCCGGACGGGCCGCGCCGCCAUAUUGGCUGUUGUCCUGUCGGGAGCGGCGGCGGCGCGGGCCGGGCAUGACUCGCAGGCGGAGCAGGGCGGCGGCGGCCGCGGCCGGGGCGCGCAGGGAGCGGGCGGGGGGAGCCGCCCCCCCCGCGCCCCCCCCGGGGCCCGGCCCCGCAGAGCCCCCCGAGGCGGCGCCGGGCAGCAGCGCGGAGCCGGGCAGAGCCCCGCAGGUGCUGCCCACUGCCAACCAGUCUGUGCAGACGUGUUGCUUGCUAUGUCACCGAGAGCGCAAGGACUGGGGAGGCCCAUCUCACAACGGGCUGGUCUCCCCGGGCGAGAGGCUGCCUCCAGACUUCGUGCCAACGCUCGUGCAGAACCUGCUGGGAGAAAUGCCGCUGUGGAUCUGCCAGAGCUGUCGGAAGAGUGUGGAGGAGGAGGAGCGGCGAGCCGUCCAGGAGCAGGCCUUGGCGGUCUCAUUAUCGCACACGUCCUGCAAGUCGCAGUCUUGUGGGGGCGGCUCCCACUCCUCAUCUUCCUCAUCAUCAUCUUCCUCCUCCUCGUGCCACGGGAACUCGGGGGACUGGGAUCCCAGCUCCUUCCUGUCUGCUCACAAACUGUCGGGCCUCUGGAAUUCCCAGCAUGCUAACGGAGCCACGCAAGGCAGCCCCUUGGGGGGGCCCCCUGCUGCACUAGGUGACAAGCACCCCAGCCUCCCGCUGGCUCCGGAGUGCGUCGGCCAGGCUCCCGCUGCGGCACCUGGGCUCAAGGCCUGUCCCUACAGCCACACCGUCCCCCCAGCUUCCAGCGGGGCUGCCCCCGGUUCGCCUCUGCCUACCUCACUCGACUUCUGUAAGACGCUUCCCAAGCAAUUCAAGAGCAUGUGCCGCAGGCCCACCCCGCCAGGUGAGGCCUUCCACUCCUUGGACCAUCACCGGCACCCGGACCUCGCCGCUCCUCCCAACAGCCCCACAGGGCUCCCCUCCCAGCCACCGGCGCUGAUCUCCACCAAGCAGUCACCCGCCCACCUGAACACCUCACCGCAGGCAGCGCCGGUCCCUGCAGCCAGCCCCCACGCAGCCGCUGCCGAGUCCCCUCCUGCUGGCACCCUCUCGCAUGGCCAGGCCUCCUGCAAGAGCCCUCACCUGCCCCCCGCCAACGUGCCGCUUCUGAAGAUGCCACCUCCGCUUUCAGGCUGUGCCCACCCCUGCAAUGGGCACUGCAGCGGCUCCCUGGUGCCACCAGCUGCCCCGCACCAGCUGCCCAGCACUAACAGGGACCCCAUGUGCAAAGGACACAAGUUCCCCAAUGGUACCAGCUGCCACCCGCCACAGUCAUGCGAGGCAGACGAGGGGCUCGGGGAGGAUGAGGACAGCAGCUCCGAGCGCAGCUCCUGCACCUCCUCCUCCACCAACCAGAAAGACGGGAAAUUCUGUGACUGCUGCUACUGUGAGUUCUUCGGCCACAACGCGCCCCCUGCGGCCCCCACGAGCCGGAACUAUGCCGAGAUCCGGGAGAAGCUGCGCUCCCGUCUCACCAAGAGGAAGGAGGAGCUCCCACAGAAGCUGGGCCACAGCAGCAGCUCGGGGGAGCCGGCCGUGGAUCACCGGGACGUGGACGAGCUCCUGGACUACAUCAACAGCUCGGAGCCCAAGCCCCUGAACAGCGCCAAGGCCGCCAAGCGGGCACGGCACAAGCAGAAGAAGAAGGAGAAGGAGAAAGCCCAGCUGGAGGCGGAGGCCCAGAAGCGGGUGGCGCGCGGCCCUCUGGCUGGCCAGGACCGGGAGCUGGCGGAGGAGAAGCUCCUGGAGUGGCCCCAGCUGGAGCUGGAGCGGGUGAACAGCUUCCUCAGCAGCCGGCUGCAGGAGAUCAAGAACACCAUUAAGGACUCCAUCCGCGCCAGCUUCAGCGUCUACGACCUCAACCUGGACGUUGCUGACUUCCCCAAGAAGGCCGCCGUGCUGGAGCAGAAGACUCUGCUGUCCCACCUUAACGGCUCCUCGGGCCUGCAGGAGAUCGAUCUGGAUCUCUCCCCUCUGAGCCUGAGCUCCUCCAAGAACCACAUGCUGCUGCGGAGCGAGCUGGGCCCUCGCUGGGGGGAGGGCCCUGCGGAGGGGCCACCGCAGGCUGAGAACGGGGUGGUGAAGCGCCUGAGCGCGGUGCCCAACCUCUCCCGGAUGAUCUGGGUCCAGUCCCCCCAGCCGACAGACUCUGCCCAGGAGAGCGGCGGGCCUGGCCUGGAGUGCAAGGAGGUGGCGCCGGCCAAGGGUCCAGAGCCGCAGGAGCAGGCACCGGCGGGGGGCAGGCAGAGGAGGAGCAAGCGACAGAGCUGCCAGGCGAGGAAGGGGGAAUGCACCGCGGUGCCCAGCGCCCAGGCCGGGCUGGAGAGUCCCAGCUCGAAGGGGCUGGUGCUGGGAGCCAAGCACCCUUCAAAGCCUGGAGCAGUGCCCACGCUGCGGAGGGGGAGUGGCUGUGUGGAGCCACCGGAGAGCGCCAAGGGGCAGGGCUGGGGCUGCGGCGGCUCCAGGCCCGAGAAGGAGAGGAGCAGCGAGUGGAAAGGCCGGAGGGGCGAGGGCAAAGCAGAGCAGCCGGAGCUGGUGCAGCCACCUCCCCUUGCCGCUGGGGACCAGCAGCCCCUGCACCCCACCACCCUGGGCAGCUCCCCCCAGCCCAAGGGCAAGAGCAGGAAGAGCAGGAGCAGGAUGGAGAAAUCGAACACGUCCAUCGAUGACGUGUUCCUGCCCAAAGACGUGGAUGGGGCAGAGAUGGACGAGACGGACCGAGAAGUAGAGUACUUCAAGAGGUUCUGUCUGGAUUCUGCUAAGCAAACUCGGCAGAAAGUGGCCGUGAACUGGACCAACUUCACCCUGAAGAAAACCACUUCAAGUGCAGCUCAGUGAGGUGUGGGGGGAGCCCCAGUGUGUGCAAGGGGCCCUGUGCCUACCCCCCAGCACCCACAGACACUCGCCUCACUGUGCCCCUCCCCCUGCUGGGGGGCCCCUUUUGUUUUCUCUGUGGGUUCCUCUUCCUGUGAAUGUGGAACCCCUUCCCCCCAGGCCUGUCAGGCCUGCACCUCCCCAGCCAGUCACAGCUCUCGGCGGGGAGGGGGGGGAGGGGGACUCCCUAGCUUAGGCAGCCCCCUCCCCCGCCCAGUCCCUCUAGGGGAUUUUCUCUUCUCCCAGCACUCCGUUGGUGAUGUGCAGGGAGCCUGCCAACGCCAGUGGGCAGCCCCCCCGUGCCAGCCUGGCGCGCAGCCGGGGGAAAGGACCAUGCUGGACCUAAUAAAGAACUUUUUAAUUUUUUAUUUUAUUUAAAAAACCCAACUUUUUUUGUUGUUUUUUCCUGGCUUCCUGGGACACCCUAAGCCCCCCCCCCAGCUCAGCUGCCCUGCCAGCCUGUCACAGGAGAUACCCAGCUUCCUGUAGCGAACAGGCCCUCCAAGCUCCCUGGGGGGGUCCAGCUGACCCACUGUGUCCCAGCCGAGCUGAGGGUUUGGGCCCUAGGCAGGGGCUGCAACUUCCACUCUGCCUAGGGGCUGAGUUCACUCCUCUCCUGGCCUCUCCACCUCCCGUCACUACCCAGCCGCAGGCCCUGAGCGUCUUCCCUGGCUGCGAGGGGCACCCUGCACCUGCUGGGGGAAGCCUCAAUGGGCACCAUAAUGAGCACAUUGCAGCGUCCCAUUAGCCCAGCAGCACCUGCAGAAGGGCCGGGGCCUCCCAGUCUGCAGGCGCGGCUCUCCCAGCAGUGUGGGUGCCUGCAGCAGCCCUCUGCACCCCCUUUGCACCAGUCCACGUGCUCUCUGCUCUCGGGUUCCCAAAGGGCCAUGCCUGGCUGGGGGCAGAGUGCACCCAGAGCAGCACUUCUGGGAGCCAGGGGAGGGACGUGGUUGGUACUAGCUGGGCUGUGCCUCGCUCUCCCUCUGGCCAGCCCUAUGGCCGAGCGGACCUGUGCACGUCAGGCUGCCGGGCCUGCUCAGGGGGCAAUGCCUGUGCCCUGCCCCCAAGUAUAGGGUGAGGUCCUGAUGGGCGUAUUGCCCUGCCCAGGCCUGCUUUGGAUUGAGGGGGAUCGAAAGCAGGGCGUGGGUGCCUCAGCUUGUGGAGCCUGGGGUAAGGGAUGCCCAGGACAGGAGCCGGGGGCUUUCUCUGCCCCAGGGAGCAGCAUGUGCACUCCACCUCCCCUCCCAGCUUGGGCCAAGCAGCACUGGGGCUGGGGGGAAAGAGGGCGCCAGGCAGCCCAGCGGGGUCGAACACAGCCUGAGCUCUGCCACCUACUCCAUGCCGGAUCUUCCUGCCCUGUGCAGAUAACACCAGGGCUCCACCAUGAGGCUCCACCCUCGGCUCUGCGGCUCGCAGGGUUCUGGUGAAUCCCUGGCCUGCCAGGCCCCUGCUUGUACCAUAAUCCCAGCCUAACCCUGGUGUGACAGGUGUCGGAGCCACGGCGGGCCGGGGGCUCUGACUGACCGAGCAGCGCCUCCUAGUCUGUUCUCAGGGUGUGUGCUGAAGGGCAGAGGGAUGGACAGGCAGUGGGUCCCCUUCCCCGCACACGUGCCCGGCGUUCCCCACACCAACCUACCCCCUUAGGGAGCUACAACGGAAACAAACUGCCAAUCUCUGGACCACGAUUUCUGGUGCUACCCGGUCCCCCAGCCUGCAGGUGGCUGGGAAGGUGCCGCUGGCCUUGCCCCGCCUGCAGGGGGAGCGUGCUGUGCAGCCAGCCACGGCCAGACUGGCUUCUCUGGUUUUUUUAAUUAUUUACUUUUGAUACUGUGAAAAUCUUUCAUGCUGAAAGAUAAAAUGCCGUUUGGACACAGA